This is a messenger RNA of Dromaius novaehollandiae (emu), 1796 nucleotides long. It is a transcript of the gene TP53, whose product is annotated as tumor protein p53. Bases 269 to 1357 code for a protein of 362 amino acids. Gene Ontology annotation, molecular function: RNA polymerase II cis-regulatory region sequence-specific DNA binding; DNA-binding transcription factor activity, RNA polymerase II-specific. Gene Ontology annotation, cellular component: nucleus. The record is from RefSeq and is a predicted model, not a curated record. Gene Ontology annotation, biological process: regulation of transcription by RNA polymerase II; apoptotic process; protein tetramerization. The transcript is spliced from 11 exons. Lineage: Eukaryota; Metazoa; Chordata; Aves; Casuariiformes; Dromaiidae.
GGCCUCUUGCCCUGAGCCAAGAUGGCGGCGCGGGCAGCGCGCCCGCCCGCGCGGGGCAUGCCGGGGCGGGACGGGGGAUUCCCCAGCGCGUGCAGCGGCGGCGGGCGCCGAGCGGGAGGGGGCCCAGGCGUCCGGGGCCUUGCUGUGACCUCUAGCGGCUGCUGCCCCCCUUCCCUGCUGAGGGCCCAGGCGUCCGGGCGCCGCCCCCAUCACCGAGGACCCAGGCGUCCGGGCGCCGCUGCCGAGGGCCCAGGCGUCCGGGACGGCCAUGGCGGAGGAGCUGGAGCCGCUGCUGGAGGCGCCGCUCUCCGAGGGCUUCCUCGACCUCUGGAACAUGCUCCCUGAUAACAUGCACUCGCUGCCCCUCCCUGAUGAGCCGCCCCCCUGGGAGCCGUCGGCCCUGGCGCUGCCCCCCGCGGUGCCCACUGCGGCGGCGGCGGUGGCCCCCCCACGGGACCCCGGCGUCCGGGCCCCCCCGCUGGUGCCCUCCACCGAGGACUACGGCGGCCGCUACGACUUCCGCCUCGGCUUCCUGCAGUCCGGCACCGCCAAGUCCGUCACCUGCACCUACUCGCCGGAGCUGAACAAGCUGUACUGCCAGCUGGCCAAGCCCUGCCCCGUGCAGGUGCGCGUGGGGGCCCCGCCGCCCCCCGGCACCCGCCUCCGCGCCGCCGCCGUCUACAAGAAGUCGGAGCACCUGGCCGAGGUGGUGCGUCGCUGCCCCCACCACGAGCGCUGCGGCCCCCCCGGCGACGGCCUGGCCCCGGCCCAGCACCUCAUCCGCGUCGAGGGCAACCCCCAGGCCCGCUACCACGACGACGAGACCACCAAGCGCCACAGCGUCUCGGUGCCCUACGAACCGCCGGAGGUGGGCUCGGACUGCACCACGGUGCUCUACAACUUCAUGUGCAACAGCUCGUGCAUGGGGGGUAUGAACAGGCGGCCGAUCCUCGCCAUCCUCACCCUGGAGGACCCCGGGGGGGAGCUGCUGGGGCGCCGCUGCUUCGAGGUCCGGGUCUGCGCCUGCCCCGGCCGCGACCGCAAGACGGAGGAGGAAAACUUCCGGAAGAAGGGCGGGGCCAAGGGCGGGGCCAAGCGAGCACUGACACCCCCAGCUGAGGCCCCCGAGAGCUCCAAGAAGCGGGUGCUGAGCCCCGACGCUGAGGUCUUCCUCCUGCAGGUGCGGGGCCGCCGCCGCUACGAGAUGCUGAAGGAGAUCAACGAGGCGCUGGAGGCGGCCGAGGGCGCCGGGCGCCCGCCCAGGCCGGUGAAGGCCCGCCGCGAGCGGGGGGAGGGGCCGCUGCCCCACUCGGGCAAGAAGCUGCUGGUCAAGGGCGAAGCCGCCGACUCCGACUGACAGGCUCCGCCCCCCCGCGCCUGGCCACGCCCCCUGCCGCGCAGACCACGCCCCGGGCCGGGCCGGGCCACGCCCCCCUCCCUGUGCUCACUGCUGCCCCUGUGUGGCUCUGUUCCUGCCACGCCCCUGUGCCGUUAAGCCACGCCCCUGCCCUCUUAGCCACGCCCCCGCCCUCUUAGCCACGCCCCUGCCUAGCUGUGCCCCUUGCAUGCUAAUGUUCCACCCUAGCCCCGCCCCCUGAUGCUAAGCCCCGCCCUCCUCACUGCUUCGCCCCCCCCCCCCCGCAAUGUUCUGUUCCUGCCCUGCUGUCCCUGCUGGCUCCGCCCCCUGGGCGCGAAGCCCCGCCCCCUCGGCGAAGCUCCACCCCCUGCACUCCCCCCCCCCCGCGCGAUUUUUUUAAGCUUUUUUUAUACAAUAAACUGCCUCGUUUUGUACCGCC